GCGGCCGUGCGCGGACGGACGUGCCUGGAGCGCCGCAGCCGCCCGCAGCCGAGCCGGCGAGCCGCGCCCGCCCGCCCCCCGCCAUGGUGGCAUGGAUCAUCUCCAGGCUGGUGGUGCUAAUAUUUGGCACCCUUUACCCUGCAUAUUAUUCCUACAAGGCUGUGAAAUCGAAGGACAUUAAAGAAUAUGUCAAAUGGAUGAUGUACUGGAUUAUAUUUGCACUUUUCACCACAGCAGAGACAUUCACCGACAUCUUCCUUUGUUGGUUUCCAUUCUAUUAUGAACUAAAAAUAGCAUUUGUAGCCUGGCUGCUGUCUCCCUACACAAAAGGCUCCAGCCUCCUCUACAGGAAGUUUGUACAUCCCACGCUGUCUUCAAAAGAAAAGGAAAUCGAUGAUUGCCUGGUCCAAGCAAAAGACCGAAGUUACGAUGCCCUUGUGCACUUUGGGAAGCGAGGCUUGAACGUGGCGGCCACGGCGGCGGUGAUGGCUGCUUCCAAGGGACAGGGUGCCUUAUCGGAGAGACUCCGGAGCUUCAGCAUGCAGGACCUCUCCACCAUCAGGGGAGACGGCGCCCCUGCUCCCUCGGGGCCCCCCCCACCGGGGCCCGGGCGGGCCGGCGGGAAGCACGGCCAGCCUAAGAUGUCCAGGAGCGCUUCUGAGAGCGCUGGCAGCUCAGUGUGUACCUGCUGCUCCACCUGCAGGACCCGGAAAGUGGUUGAGGGAGAUGUGAAUGAGGGUGGUUUGGAGGCAUGGGAGCCCCACCAGGUCCAAAACCCACUGGCGUUUUCUGAUGAGGAGGAGGAAGACCUGCUGGAUUUCAUGUACAAGUAUAAAGCACCUCGAAGGACGGAGUUGCCCCUGGAGGCACCGCCUAGAAUCCUUCGAUCUCGCUUCAGGAAGAAAAGUACCUCAUCCUCGGCCACUGAAACCACCGCCUCUGAAGGUGACUCUGUAAUUUACAAAAGGAUUUAGGAAAAUAAACCUAAAAGCAAAUUUGUGGUUCAGAGGGCAAACAGAGGCUGGCUGUUCAUCGUCUGUGCCCCACACCCACCAAUACCUAAAACCGGUAGGGAAGAUGGAAAACCUGUUUUCUUCAAGCUCACUGAAUAAUUUCCGACAGAGGAAAAAUAUAUGCUUUAAAAUGUAUCUACUUGUCAUUGAGAGUACCCAGAAUUAUCAGAAACAAAUGCAAAAAAAAGCUUAACUUAUUAAGCAGCUUUUUAGCAACUUUUUUUUGCCAAAAUAAAUGCCUUUAGCAGCAGAGAUUAAAAUCCUAUUGUGAACAAGCUAUAUUUUCACCAUUUUACAAUGGAGAGUUUUAACAAGUAUGGGCUAUCAAGUUUGCACUCAACUAUGCCAAAAACAAGUUUGAAGCACUCUACUCUCAGACAUGCUGUAUUAUUUGUCAUUUAAGAUUUAAAAUAUAUAAAGGUAUCCAAACUGCUGUCUUAAUGUAACUAUUUUUCCUUCAAGUGUUGGUUAGGGAGUUGGAUUCUCUCUUAAAAACACUCACUGUACAACUGAGAGCAGCUGUCAUAUUUCUGGCAAAACGUGUUUACUUAUCCAACAAGCUGUAAAUUUGUGUGGACUGACGUAAAAUGUGAAUGCCUCAAAGUGUACAUGUAGUGGUGUAGAGUUCUGUCUAGAGGAUAAAGCUGAAUGUUUUUAAUUUGCUAAUUUACAGACCAAGGCUGUUUACAAAAUGCUAGCUGGAAAGUCUGUACUCUUCAUGUAGUUAAUUUAAGUUCUUUGCUCUUGAGCACCUGUUCUGUUCCUGAGGAGACGAGAUGUGGUGUUGUACUUAUAAACUGGAGAGUUAGGCAUAAUCCCUCCUGGCUUUGUGUGAACAGCUUGCUCACUUCGCUGGCCUCUGAACUGUGUGUUCUCCGUAGUAAACUGUCCGUGUGUCUGUGAUAACAGUGCUUGUCAACCAUGACCGCGUCGAGUACCUUCCUAGUUGUUCACCCUGCACGGUGUUGGAAAUGGCAAAGGUGUGCUUCCUUCGCAGACGGCACCCGCUCCGAGAGCUGCACUCUGGAUCAGGACUCUGCACGUUUCCCCUUAGUUCUGUGAUCCCCGUAGAACGGCCUGUAAUCAAAUAGUAUACUGGACUGUGCAUCAGAGGGAUGUAAAAUUACAGUAUUCCGAAGGUUGAAGUUCUGCUGUUUUGUUAUAAUGCCUGAUAUAUAUCUUGA
Molecule: messenger RNA, 2197 nt
Organism: Hippopotamus amphibius kiboko
Lineage: Eukaryota; Metazoa; Chordata; Mammalia; Artiodactyla; Hippopotamidae
Gene: REEP1
Product: receptor accessory protein 1
Exons: 10
Coding region: 84-974 (296 amino acids)
Biological process (GO): endoplasmic reticulum tubular network organization
Cellular component (GO): cytoplasmic microtubule; endoplasmic reticulum tubular network; endoplasmic reticulum membrane
Molecular function (GO): microtubule binding
Source: RefSeq, a predicted model, not a curated record